AUGCCUCUCGAGAAGAAAACCAACCAAGAUUCCGGCGUAACAGGCGCCGCAAAGUUCGUAACCAGCACCGUGGGUAACGUCGCCGGAGGCGUAGGCCGAACAGCAGGCGGCGUAGUCGGUGCCGCAACCCGCGGGCUCGGCGACACUAUCACAAGCGCGACGGGAUCAGCCGGCAAGCCCGUCGGCGACGCGCUAAGCUCCGUUGGAACCGGCGUCCAGGAUGGUGCCGAGAGCGUGUCCAAGGGAGUCGAGAACGCUGGCCAGUGGAAGCGAUGA
Daldinia childiae is the source of this 276-nucleotide messenger RNA. RefSeq lists its product as uncharacterized. NCBI's taxonomy places the organism in Eukaryota, Fungi, Ascomycota, Sordariomycetes, Xylariales, Hypoxylaceae. Bases 1 to 276 code for a protein of 91 amino acids. The transcript has a single exon. The record is from RefSeq and is a predicted model, not a curated record.